UUCGAUCGGUGUGUUCGUAAACUUCGUAAAGGUGUGUUGUACAGGUGUCUAAGCUGUUCGGUUUCGUGGUCACUAGUCACUACGCACCUGUAGAGUAAUUACUGUGUAGAUAAAAGCAUGACCACUCAGUGAAAAAUGCAUGGAGUCAGACUUUGUGGCCCAAUGAGCCAUCUGGCUUCCACUCUACUGGAACACUGAGGAGUGACAGCUUGCUCUCUUCUGUUUGCAUUGAGAAUGUGAUUGUCAGAUGGACACUGUGGAAAUGUUGCGGAUUUCUGUGUGGUCUGAACCUGUAUCCAACAUCUCCAUGUUAAAUAGCAUCUGCUGGAAAUUAUUUAAUCAGUCUGUAAAGUUCAAAUCUUUUCAAAAUGCUGCUGUCAUGGAGAGAGCCUGGCCACCAUGGAUCCAUAAUGAUUUACAGCAUUGGAUAACCCCGUAGCAGGACAAUGUUCAAGCUUGAAUCAUACAUCACACCAAUAUUGCUCAGCUAUGUUGACAAGUACAUAAAGAAUUUUAGACCUGAGGAUUCACAGGUGUCAUUAUGGGGAGGUGAUGUCUCAUUCCACAACCUGGACCUUAGGCUGGAGGUAUUGGAGCAGGAAUUGCAACUGCCAUUCAGUUUUAUCAGUGGCCAUGUUCAUGAGCUGCUGAUACAUGUGCCUUGGACUAAGCUGGCUUCAGAACCCAUUACCAUCACAAUUAAUACCAUAGAAUGUGUACUUAAAUUGCGUGGGGAAGAUUCAGUAGGGUCUGAUUCUGCAAGUCAUGGAAGUUCAGCUACGAAUACAACCAGGGAUAGUCGAAGGAAAGCCAGCAAACGACAAGAUGUGGUGGCACCUCCGGGCUAUGUGCAGAGUCUAGUGAACAAGAUUGUGAGCAACAUUACCAUUUUCUGCAGCAAUCUAAUCCUCAAAUAUGUGGAAGAGGAUAUUGUCCUGUCUGUCAAUGUGAAAACUGUGACCUUGCAGUCGGCUAAUGAGUCAUGGCAACCUGCUUUCACAGACCUAUCACCAACACAAAUAAUGCUGCGGAAACUGAUUAAUCUUGCUGAUCUUACUAUCUGCCUAGACAAGAGAAAUGCUUCAGGAAAGAUAGAAAUGUAUCAGGAACCUCUACUCUACCGCUGUUCUAUGGAACUUCACUUAUUGCGGAGUUACCACAAUGCAACAGCCAAGCGAGUGUCAGUAACCCGAGUUGACAUUCACUGUGGGAGAAUGGAUUUCAGCCUCACAGAACAGCAAGUGCCCAUGUUAAUGCGUCUGGUAUUGCUAGGAUUAGCUCUUCAUGGCAAGGAGCUGCGCCCAGAACAGUCUCCAAGCGUGGAAGAGGAUUUAGAUCCCAUGCAGGACUCUGUUCCAGUGACAGUGUCUGAUUCAGCAAGUGAGUCAUGGGCUGGCUGGGCAUGGAGCUGGGUUCCUUCUAUGUUGCCCAUCUACUGGAAUGAAGACUGGUCUAGUGAACACCACCUUGCCUACAUAGGCCAUACUUAUCACAUAGGCUUCUACUUUGAACAGGCCUCUGUGACUCUUAAGGUAACAGAGAGUGCACAUGAAUUGAGUUACUAUGGGCCUCGCAAAGUCAAAUUCAUUCCAUUCAUAAUUAUACAGCUACAAGGGUGCUUUGUUGACUUUGUGAUGCAUGGUGCUGGGCGGCUAAAUGUUCAGAUAGGUGUGAGUCGAGUCACUGUUGAACCUUGUGGUAACUGCUUCUGUGGUGUUAAGGAAACACCUGCGGGUACCAGCACUACAGAAAGCAAGAUGAAUCGGAAGGAACUGGUCUACUUUGCAGCAGGAAAUGAGCAGAAGAACUACAUGGCAGAUUCUCUGUUUGACCCAAAUGCCAUUGAGAACAAAGGAGAGAAGAAGACCUAUAAUGUGUCAUGGGAGGACCAUCUUUCCAGUGUAACAGAGGCAUUACUCUUAGAAAAGAGUCCAGCAAUUGCUGUGGAUUAUCUCUACAUGUUAGAGCUACCAGAUGAUUUUAACUCAGAGCGACUGUCUGAGCUUGGUAGUGAUCUUGAAUACAGCAACCUUUCAGAAAAGUCUCUCUGUCGUGUGGUGGUGGGACCAACUGCUGUUCAAGUUUGUUCUGGCUUGUUCCACCGUCUUCAGAUGCUUCAGCAUGCUGCUAGACUGUAUGAUUACUCUCCAUAUAGCACCCCCAAACCAGAACUAACACGAGAGCAGUUGCCCCCAGCAUCUGCCGAAGACUUUGACUCGCUGGACAAUAAUAUUCCUAAACAGGUGUUCCAGGUGACUCUUUUCAAACCUGUAAUCAACAUCCAUCUGGCAGACCAUCCAGUAUUUGAUCCAACUGUUCCUCAAGCUUCUAGAAAACAUAGAAACACAAAACCUCUGAUCAGGCAAAUGAUCCACUUGCCAAAGGUUACCUUGGAAUGUCAGUGUCUUGAUGCAAGAAUUGUGAAGCCCAUGUAUCCACGGAGGCUUGUCAUCACUACAUGCCAACUGCCUGCUCCCCCACAGCAUAUGUUCCAUGCUUGUCAUUUCCACAUCGAUGUGAAAUUACUGAGUAUGAGCAGCCAUCUGGUGCUAAGUCCAGGAAGCCACACAACCUUCUUAAUGCCAAGCAAUCUUGCAUACACUCGACAGAAUCUCCUGCUAACACAUUACUGGAAUAAUUGUGAUAUUCCACUCUCAGAUCAGACGUUAAGAGCAGAGAGCCUUACACUGACCUGUACAAAAGCCAAGUUGAUGAUAAUAUCAAGUAUUAUACAGUCACAAUUUGAUCCCACUUCAGCUGUUGACAUCAUCCAGAAUUCAUCACUUCUAGCAGAUGCUGCUAAACAUACUGGUGUGGAGUACCUGGAAUUGUGCGUGGAAGAAAUGAGCUAUCAGAAAGUGACCACUCCUAACACUAAAGCUUUCACCCUCAGUUUGGGUGCACUGAAGGCGUUUGUACUCGAGUUUUCAUUGAAGCAUGGUGCUGUCAGCCCCCAUGGAGGUGUCUUUGAAGAGCCGCAACAGGCUCUUGUUCUGUCUGGACCAGAAAAUGUUACAUCUCUAGAAACCAUUGAUCAAAUUCAGACCAUACAACAACCAUUACUAUGUCUGACAAUGCAGUGCACACAAGAUCCAAACAGUCAAGAUCAUCCCCCUGUACUCAUCUUUAAUGUCCGUGAGCUUCGUGCUUGUGUGGACCCAAUGAUGUGGCGAUGGCUCCGCUAUGCUCCUGACUACAGCGUUACUAGAAGUGACCUGUCUGCCCCGGUUACAAGUAAAACAUCCAGUGGCAGCAGUGUUCAUCAUCGUUCUAGACGGUUAUCAUCAGAAACCAGUGGAGGCUUUGGGAUAGAAGUCGUCCCUUCUCGACGUGCUCCUACGCCUCAGGAAUCUGUUCAUAGCAGCUCAGACCACGACCAAAUGGUAGCCCAGACUGGGCCAUCCCUCUCCCCUGUGGCACACAGUCGAGGAACACAAUCAGAAAGUGCCAAGAGAGCCUCCACAUUAACAAUUCCAGAACAGGCAGAAAAAUGGAGCAAAGACAACAUUCUCCACUGGUUUCCUGUUUGGCGAGGUUUGGUUCUGUGCGGUGAUAUGGCUCAGUUGGUGAUAUACCUCCCCACAACCAGUUUAUCUGCAAUAGGGGCUCAGUCAAUAGAGGAUGCUCUAGCACAGUGUCAUCACAGUAAGACAUCUCCCCCUCCUGAAGUUCUGGUCAUGACAUUUCCAUUUCUGACAUUGCGCAGUGCAGCUCAGAAGCAAGGCCUUUACCACUAUACAUCUGGAUUACCUGUAAAGCUGCCUGAGAGCAUAUGGACCAGAGACAAAGUCAGUUUUCCAUGGAGUUUGUCAUUGGCAGAUCUGAGUUGUUACACUUUGCAGAAUGGUACAAAACUUCAUUUUGUGAAGCCUGUGUCUGCUAAUGCCACAGUUGGAGUUUCUGCAAAGUAUCAGAAUGACAAAGUGGCACUUGGGAGCCUUGGUUUCUGUGUACAUGUUGAUAUAACACCAGUCAGCAUAUCUGUAUCCCAGGAACAGAUGAAGCUGAUGGCAGGGUUGCUUUUUGGACUUCUGGAAUUUUUUUCCAGUCUCCACCUCUUCAGUUUCUCCUCAUCAAAUACUGUGGCAGCUCCAGUUUUAGACCCACCCACUGCGGCUAGUCCAACAGUAUUUCCAGAGAGCAGUGGCAGCAGGGAAUCCCCAAUCACUCCUCUGGUCACAGAAGAUUCUAACGAACAACAAAGUGGUUUAUCAGAGCAUUCUGAUGCAGUGAAAAUAACAGUCUGGAUGCAGUCAACACUUGCUCGACUUACAAUUUCACUGUAUGCAGUGAACAGCAGUGUCCCAAGAGAUGAUCUGAAGUUAACAAUAGAUAUGGAGGAUAUCAUGACCUCUCUUGACCUUCAACCAGUAUAUCUAAAAGUGAAGUGCAAGGUGGCAUAUGUCAGAAUUUUGCAUUACAUUAGGAAACUAAAAAGCACUUCUUGGGUGCUUGGUCCAUAUGUCGGUUUGGUGAUGCGUAGACAAGAAGAUCUUGCUUCAUCACCACCUCAUGCAGUUCAUCGAGAUGUGGAUGAUGGUAGUGGAUUUCUUAGUGUGACAUUCACUUGUGCAAAGUGUCGCAGUGUGCACAGUCGUUGGGGGACUCGCAGACAGACAGCUCUACUGGCAAAUGCUCGAAGCUCUGAGAGUAAUGCUGGGUUACAGGGUGAUACUGCAGCUGCACGUUACAUCAGUGAAAUUGUUGUGAAACUACAGCCUGUGGACUUUGUCUUCUCAGCUGUGACACUUAGCAAUUUCCUAACAGUUCUGUAUCCGAUCCUAUUGCUGCCAGAACAUAAACAAAGAACUCCUGGUGCAACUAUGAACUGGGCUAUGCACAUCAACAGCAGUACUUUACCACUUCUGUACCUGGACACAUGCAAUAUUAGAAUAAUUCUCCCUGCUUCAGAACUGACUGCAGUUGGAGACUUGCAUGAUGUUUGUCUGUUGCAGGUGGAAGCUAUAUCUCUUACACCGCAGGCAGACAAUCCACUUGGACGUACUGUGGUGCGCUCUGACAUAUAUCACAUGGCUGAGCAGACUCGCAUACUGUAUGUACCAGGCUCAGAAGUAGAGGACCGACAGUAUCAGCUUGAUAUAAGGGGAUUUAGUGUGAACACAGGCACUUGGCUGGAACUGAAUCAUUGUCUCAGAUUGACAAGUUCCCAGUCUAGAAGUCUUCGCACCAUGAGUGAGAAUCCUGCUCUGGAGUGGAAUAACCUGGUGUCUGGCAAAGAAGGUUUCACACCACACAUGUCUCUCAUACCUGUAAUAGCACGAUUGAAUUUGUGCAUAGUGGCAGCACCGGCUAUUGUGUAUCGUGGAGACAUCCUUGUUUGUGGACAUUCACUAGAAGUCAAUGCAGUUACUAAUAUUGAGGUGUUGAUCAGUACAGGACAGCUUCUGCUAGCAUCAGCUCUGUUAGAAGAGAUUCUGUUCCUGUUGAAGCCACUUCUGGUUGACUCCUCAGGCAAGAAAGUUUCUUGUGAAAUACAGCCUACAACGUUAAUGAAACCAGUUUCAGAGGGUUCGUUUGAGAUGGACAACGUCAGAACCAGCUACAACCGGUUUGUGGAUAGUGGAGUAGACUGUGCAGAUGUGUCAAGUGCCAGUGUUGUAGGCAGGGAUGCAGGGUUUGCAGGAAAAGAAAGCAGUGAUUUUAAAAAUUCUGGAAAAGUUUCAGAGUUUGAUGUGUCACGUCCAUCCAUACAUUCCAAACAAAGGCCACCUGAGAGUCAAGCCACAGAGGUAAUGAGCAAACGAGCAGUGUCAUGGAAAUCAAAUUCUGUGUGGGCUGCAAAUGAGCAUCGACAACCUCAAGAUGUUGUGCCUGUUGAGAUUCUUCUUACAGCUGGCAAAAUUUCAUUUGCUCUGUAUGAACUGCUGGAAGGAGAUAAUAGUGAACUGCACUUUUUAUCAAGCAGACUCAAACAGAAGAUUAUCUCUCGUCACACUUACAGCAAGUAUGACCAAAAUGAGGAUGUGGGCUAUGAGGCUGGGUCUGAGGAGGGUUCUGUUGAAGAGGCGCUGCCUCCUCGAAAAUGUAUUCAGCCGUUGCUAUAUAUAUUAAUGGCACAGCCUCAUGCCUUCUUAUCAAGAUUAUCUUCCAUGAGUAAGGUGCAGAUAUCUUGCUUUGACAUGAGCAUUCGGUCAUCGGAGCAAGAGUAUGUAAUCUCUCGAGGAGUACCUCGUGCUGAAGACUUCUUGUCUGUCUUGUUGGAGACAAAGGGUGGGGAUCCUCAUCCUGACACAGGAAUUCCCCCAGCCUUUCUCACAGUGAAGUGGUUGGAAUCUGCCAGUAAGGGAUCCAAAAUAGAUGUGGAACUGGGUCGCCCUACAAAGAUAUAUUAUAGCAUUGCACAGUGGCACUUCAUUGAUGCUGUUCAGAAGAAAUUGCAACACUGCUUUUCUGAAUUUAUAGCAUCUCCACAUAUACAAGAAAGAUCUUCUAGGACACAGUUACAUGUUAACAUGGAAAACGGAGUGGACUCAAAUAGCUUUUCCCAGCAUUAUACAUGUUGUUCUGAAAAUGGAACAGAUGUUGAAUUGCCAUCCAAGGACACACAUGAGAGUGAAAGAGUACCUAACCCUGAGGGAAACUACAGUUCUGUAUCGAAUUAUGAGAAUCAUUCAUGUCACCCUGUAACCAUCAAGGAUGAAAAGAAACAUCCCUUUAGAGACAAAAUAGGUGGAGUAGAAUCUGUAAGUAUCUCCAGCCAGCAGCUGGUGUUUCAAUUGUCUGGAAUGAGACAUGAGGCUGUGAUGGCUGUGAGUGUUGCUGGAGUGACUGGUACUUUGUCUCGAAUUGUUCGUGGUCAGGUGGACCGUGUGGUGGGCAAUGUUGCUGUCAACUGCCUUAUGCUUACCACAGCCUUGGAGGGUCUAUCACGAUCUCUCCUCAAUCCCUGGAGUUACACUGUGGAUGUUUGCAUGUCUUGGGAACCAUGGCUACCAAAUGACUCACCCUUGCAGGUUCAACUGACAGUUGAUUCGGAAUGCAUUUUGUUGGAUGUUGGACCAGAACAUCUUCAUUGUUUACACUUGAUUUCGUCAGAGUAUGAGCCUUUCCUCAAUGCAUUUCAAUCAAAGAGUGUGCCAGAGUUGGUGGAGGCUGUACCCCAUCCUCCAGAUCAAGAUCAGCAUUACCGAGAUGAUCUUCGAGCUGGAGCAUUCCAGUUUGUAGAUGCAGGCAGUGGGUCAUCACAAGAGGAUCUGCCACUCCCAUAUCAAGUGGUCUUCUGGCAGGCUCCACCCACUAUGGCAUGGAGAUAUCCUCAACCCAGGGCUCUCACACAUGUUGAUAUCUUCCCUGUGCCAUUCAAGAUAGCUACAGACAGUCCAGAUCAGGAGUCCAAAGGCCAGGUACUGUGCUCACUGCAAUACUGGAGUGAUUGCCAUACUCACUACUUGCCAUAUGCACAGUUUGAAUUGUCAGAGUCAGAAGUGUGUCACCUGGAGCUGCCAACUCCCCCACAUCAGAUUGUUUCCUGUACAUGGCGAGUGCAACUGUUUCUGCAGUCAGAGGAAGAGGAUGAACUUCUUGAGUCUGGGAAUGUUUUGGUUUCUCCACGUGCCUUGGCUGCCUGUAUGAGAGUAGAUUCAUUCUUUGCUCCCCGUCAAGUGCCAUGUUUCCAAGCAGCUCUCAACAUCUCUUCUUUGCAG
Messenger RNA from Cryptotermes secundus, 7664 nucleotides. RefSeq names its product vacuolar protein sorting-associated protein 13B. The record is from RefSeq and is a predicted model, not a curated record. NCBI's taxonomy places the organism in Eukaryota, Metazoa, Arthropoda, Insecta, Blattodea, Kalotermitidae.